This is a messenger RNA of Podarcis lilfordi (Lilford's wall lizard), 43764 nucleotides long. The record is from the annotation of a GenBank genome assembly. Lineage: Eukaryota; Metazoa; Chordata; Lepidosauria; Squamata; Lacertidae.
AUGGACGACGACUUGGAGCUGGACGAGGAAGUCUGCAAGGGGGUAAGAAGUAGUAGAGCGGGAGGGCGCGCGACCCGAGUUGCCAUGGCGACGGAGAGGCCUACUCGCUGUCCUAACGCCCGGCGCUGCCUUUUGCCCUGUCCCCCGAUCUCCCGGAGGGGAGGACCGCCGGCCGAGGGCUUUGGUUGCCCGAGGCAAUAGCCCUCCUGGCGGCCCCUUGCUUGUUUUAUAGCGGGGGGCGGGGGGAAGGUAUCUGCCGUGGCUCUCCAGGUGUUGAUGGGCUGCAACCCCCAGAGUCGCUGGCCGUUGGUGGGAGCUAGAAUCCAACAACUACCUCCUUCACUCCUAUUGGCUUUCUUUUAGGAGCCGCCAUAUAUCAGGCAUAGGCAAACUCGGCCCUCCAGAUGUCUUGGGACUACAACUCCCUUGAUCCCUAGCUAAAAGGAACCAUGGUCAGGAAUGAUGGGAAUUGUAGUCCCAAAACAUCUGGAGGACCGAGUUUGCCUAUGCCUGCCAUAUAUGAACUUCCCUAGAGACUAGCUGUGUAACCUGCUAGCCUUAGCUUGAUCAUCCUGGCUGUACAUCUGCCUCCUUGACCACACAUGUUGUGACUGAAGCUCCCCUUUUGAAUCAUUCUUUGUCCUCCACAUAGGUAGUAGCAAAGAUGGGCCGACGAGCUCACCAGGAUUACACUCCAGAGGAAAACCAUCUUAGCCUGACCAGCUCUCCAGCUUUGCAGGUAGGUGUAACUGGAUGGGUCAACACCGAUUGUAACCUGGACUUAGUUUCACAUCAAACAUGCUGAAAGACUUCAUCUAGGGUAGAAGACUAGGCGCCAGGUUAUUAUAACCAGGAUCUUAACCGUAAGUCAAACUUGCAUAAGAGUAAGAACACAGGAAGAGCCCAUAAUAAGAGAUCAGACCAAAAACCAAUCUAGCCCAGCCUCCUGUUUUCCUCAGUGGCCAACGAGAUGUCUUUGGGAAGCGUACUGAACAGCAAUGAUUAUUUCUCCUCUUCUGCUUCCAUUUUAGUAGAUGAUUAGAACAGUGACUGGGGGGGGGGGGGGACUUUUGUAGGUAACAUCCAUUCAGCCGAAGUUUUCAUUAAGGCAGGGGUGGGGAACUUGCUACCCUCCAGAUAUUGAAAUUCAGUGCCCAUCAUCCCUUAACAUUGGCCAUGCUGGCUGGGGCUAAUGGGAAUUGGAGUCCCACAACAUCUGGAGGGCUACAAGUUACCCAACCCUGAUUUAAGGAGUUCUCUUGCACAGGAUUAGUGUUCUCAAUUGCUCUAACAGACAUUUCUUUUCCAUAGUUUUACUGUGUAUUCAUGGCUAAAUACGGAAUUAUGGCACCCUAUCUGAGAAGCAGAGGAGCUGAAAUCUUUGGGAUGUGCUAGGACCUCCUUGGAAAGUAGAAGAAAAAUCAAAAUCUGGCUUCUGACUGCUGACUGGUCUGUUUAUUUGACAGCCAAACACUCCACCAGGAGCCCUUUAUAGGAAAACCAGCUAACAACAUUACUGGGUAACUGAUUCAUAGUGAAUAGCCAUACCUCUGCUGCAGAUUAGACUUUGUAGUUGGUGACAUUCUGGCCCCCAGUCUACUGCAGAACCUGGUCUGUUUUCUCUGUCUAUAUGUUCUCUGGUGGCUGUAUCUCUCUUAACUAGUGCCUAUAUCUGAAGCAUUGGUUGCCUUAUGAAGUUGGGCAGUUAAGCUAAGCAAAGGAUCAUAGGAUCAUAUCUGGUUUUGAGGAACAAAAUUUAGUUGAUGGGCUGGAAGAAUGUGAAUAUGAGUUGUAGUAGUAGUAGUAGUAGUAAUAAUAAUAAUAAUAAAAAAAAAUUAUUUAUACCCUGUCUGGCUGAGUUUCCGCAGCCACUCUGGACAGCUCCCAAUUAAGUGUUAAAAACAAUACAGCAUUAAAUAUUAAAAACUUCCCGAAACAGGCCUGCCUUCAUAUGUCUUUUAAAAAUAGGAUAGCUGCUUAUUGACAUCUGAUGGGAGGGUGUUCCACAGGGCGGGCGCCACUACCGAGAAGGCCCUCUGUCUGCUUCCCUGUAACCUCACUUCUCGCAAUGAGGGAAUCGCCAGUUAGGAGCUAGGAGAUCUGGAGAGGUUUUCAGGCUGUGAACACAAAUAAUUUCAAGUUUAAAAUAUUGUUCAUUGCAUCUAAAUAAGGAAUCCAUGCAAAUCAGUGCACCUAUGUGAAUUAAUAAGACUUAACCUGAAUCAACCUAUACCUCUUGAAACAAUCCUGUUUCAUCAUGCCAGUUGUUUGCUCUGUACUUCGUUUCCAAUCUAUCUAACAGUUCCCCAAGACUUGAAAAUUGACCUUACAAGCAAAUGCUUUACCUUACCAGCAUAGAUCAGGCUGAUUUGUAUGGAUGCUUUUUGAGUAUUAUCUUAUAAGCACCAGUUGUUCUUUGUUUGUAUUGGAAAAUUAUGAAAGCAUUGAAACUAUUUUCAUUCAAAAGGUGUCAUUUGAAAACCCAUGUCGUCUAGGCAAUAUUUAUGUGGUUUAAGCUAUCAAAAGUUGCUCAUCAGUAUAGCAUUAAAAUUCUAAGCUUUUCCCAAAUUCCCUCAGCAGCCAACCCAAAAGCUGCCCAGGUGCACUGUUAUAUCAGAGCAGCUAAGCCAGUGGCAGCCAAAAAGACUGUAAGGUGAUACCUUGGUCUGCCAAGCCCAUUUGAGACGAUUGCUUACUUACUUCCAGACAGUAAACCAUGGUUUAUUGUGACAGGAAUGAACCACAACAAUCUUUCUCUGGCAUGACUUCAAGGAAGAGGUCAGAAGGUUUUGAUUCUGGUUUUGAUUAACUGCAGUUUAGUGUUACAUCUGAAAGCUGACCUAUGGUUUAGCCCAGGGUUCAGCAACCGUUUUCAGCCGUGAGCCGGUCCACCAUCCCUCAGACCAUGUGGUGGGCCAGACUAUAUUUUUUUGGGGGAAAGGAACAAAUUCCUAUGUCCCACAAACAACCCAGAGAUGCAUCUUAAAUAAAAGCACACAUUCUACUCAUGUAAAAACACCAGGCAGCCCCAGAAAUAAAACAGAGAUGCAGUUUAAAUAAAAGCACACAUUCUACUCAUGUAAAAACACGCUGAUUCCUGGACCGUCCGUGGGCCGGAUUGAGAAGGCUAUUGGGCUGCAUCCGGCCCACAGGCCUUAGGCUGCCUACCCCUGGUUUAGCCUAUCUAUGGUGUUUUGAAACCAGACAGCUUCAUAAACAAACCAUAGUUUAGUUAAGUUAACAGUUAACUGUUAAGUUAACAGUUUGUCAACUUUGGAUGAAACAGCAAGCUGGUUAAUAAAAAAUAGAAGUGAAAGCUUCUGAUCUCCUUACAACCACACUGGAGGAGGGCAGUCAUGAGUUCAUGAGCCCAAAGUUCACUGAGGCUUGCUCUCAUUAGAAUAAAGCCACAAUCUGUUAUGAUUCAAACCAGAUCAAUGGCAGAAUCAGUUAAAAAUAUUAGGUUGUACAUAAUUUCACACAUAUGUUAUAGGGAUGUGGGCAGCGCUGUGGGCUAAAUCACUGAGCCUCUUGGGCUUGCUGAUUGGAAGGUUGGCGAUUCAAAUCUGCACGAUGGGGUGAGCUCCUGUUGCUCUGUUCCAGCUUCUGCUAACCUAGCACUUUGAAAACAUACCAGUGCAAGUAGAUAAAUAGGUAUCGCUGCAGUGGGAAGGUAAAUGGCAUUUCCAUGCACUCUGGCUUCCAUCACAGUGUUCUGUUGCACCAGAAGCAGUUUAGUCAUGCUGGCCACAUGACCUGAAAGGCUGUCUGUGGACAAACACCAGCUCCUUGACCUGAAAGCGAGAUGAGCGCCGCACCCCAUAGUCACCUUUGACUGAACUUAACCAUCCAGGGGUCCUUUGCCUUUUUUAUUUUUUACAUGUGUUAUAUGUUACAUUUUAGAUGCAGACUUUAGAAUCUUAGGGUAUACCUAUGAAAGUCAUGUGUGAAACGGUCCUACUGUGCUAUUCUGCCAAAGUUUUGCUUUUUGCGAUGUAUCAUAGUGAUGUAAUGUUAUUAUUUGUACCUCAGACUUCCCAUCAUGGGAACUGUCCACUCUCUGCAGUGCUACAGUUUGGUGCAAACUUGCUACACACUAUGAUUGUGGACAACAAGCCACAAUUGAGGAGCAGUGUGUUAUGCAGUUGUGGUACAUAAGACCCACACGUCAAGUCACAUUAUACAUAUAUGGCAAUCUACACUUGCUAUGAUAUGACAUUGCUGUUCUCUAUCCAGACUAUUGUAGUUCACACAUGCAAUGUGCUUAGCUCCUUGGGAAUGACUUCACUGCUAUAUAUCCUUUCAUAUCUACUCACUGGUUCUUGGACUGAAAUAUACUAAUGUGUCCUAUUCAUAGUUGACCUUUGGCUGGUGGGAGAGAUGUACCUUCCAUCAGAAGAGGAUCAGGAUAGGUGAGCUUUGCCUGUUUCACUCAGGUUUGUGUAAUGGAUCAGUGUUUCUCCUCCUGAAACUACCCAGUGGCCUGCAAAUGUGUUGGGCUUCCAGCUGUUCCCUAGGAAUAUGGCCAAAUUCUCCAACAGGAAUCUGAAAAAUGUAGUUGAACUCAUGUUCCCUAAUUAGGCCGGCUUAUUUCGAAUGAGCUCUGGCCUCAUUCAGCCUGGAGCUCCCCAAGGCCUUCUCGUCAGCCCCUGGCACCCUGAAUAGCUGCCUAGUUAUUUUCAGCCUGCUGGGGUUAUCUCCUUAUCCUCAAUAACAUUUUUCAUCAUCCUCACCAAAAUAACUCUCUUAAGCAUCUUUUAUUUCCCAGCCCUUUUCAUUUUAGUUUUCGCUGUUAGUUUGCAUUGAAGAUUGCUGAGUGUUGAGCACAAAGCCAUGGGAAAGACUUAUAUUAAAAUUCUAUUUCCACACAUUUAUUUCAUUCUUUGAAUAGUUUCCAGCUUGAGCCCACUGAAGGAAGAAGGAGGGAACCAUUGGCUGCAGACUGUUACACCACACAUCUCUUGCCUCCUAGGACACUGUGGCUAUAUGGGUCUACAUAUGCCCCCUGAGGGAGAGGCCUGGGAUCAUUGGAUCCUGGCAGUAUGAUGUGUGGGAAAGAUAAAAUUGCAGCUUGCUGUCAGGAGUUGUGUAGUCAAAUUAGCCUAUAAGAAGGAUAUUCAAAGGAUUUUAAAUCUGAACUCCACUGAGGUGUUUCAAGUUGCAAGAGACUCCAGAUUUGUUUUCAGUGAACAAAUGUGUUUCAUGUACAAACAUGGUUGAAAAGGCCUCCAUCACACAGAGUGAUCAGCAAAAGGGGUAUAUUCAGAUUCCUAUAUAGUAAUGGCUUCCACUGAAAAAAAUUGACACGAUUGGAAGAUAAUUGACCCCGUUCAGUUUCAGUGAGAGAAUUUGCGGAUGAUACAAAAUUGUUCAGUGAUAUAAAAAAGACACUGGACCUCUUCAAACUGAGUGAAUGGGUGUAAACAAGUGUAAAAUGAUGCUUGUCAGGGCAAAAAUAUUAAUCUCAUAUAUUUGUUCAUGGGGUCUGAACUAGCAGUUAUUGACCAGGAACAAUAUCUUGCUGUCAUAGUGGAUAGCUUGAUGUAAGUUGGCAAAAGAAUUGAAAAUAAAACUGCUGACAUCAUAAUGCUGCUGUACAAAUAUAUGCUGUAAGUGCAUCUGGAAUACUUUGUACAGUUCUCACCUCAAAAAGAAUAUGGUAGAGCUGGAAAACAUUUGGAAGAGGGCAAUCAAAUGAUAAAGUGGUUGGAGCAGCUCCCCUAUGAGGAAAGUUUGCAAUGUUUGGUAAUUUUGAGAAAAGUAAGUAAGAAUUGGCAUGAUAGGCAUUUAUAAAAUUAUACAUGGCAUGGAGAAAGUGGAUAGAGAAAAGUUGUUUUCUCUCUCUGUCAUAAUACUAGAAUUCAGGGCUGAAUGUUGGAAGAUUCCUGAAAGAUAAUGAAGUAAUUCUGCACACAGUGUGUAGUUAAACUAUGGAACUUGCUCCCUCAGGAAGCAGGGAUAGCCACCAUCUUGAAUAGUUUUCAAAGAGGGAUAGCGAAAUUCAUGGAGGAUAAAUCUGUUAAUGGCUGCUAGCCAUGCUGGAGGCUAUGAUCUGCCUCCACAGUUAGAGGCAGUAGGAGAGAGUGCUUUAGUACUUGGGUUCUAUUUACAGGCAUUUGGCUGGCCACUGAGAGAACAGGAUAUUGGAUUAGAUAGGCCUAAUCCAACAGGCUUUUCUUAUAUUUUAAAGUUCUUAUAUUCCAGUCUUGCAAUCUCUUCCAUAUAUUGACCUUGUUCUCUCCUGACUUUUUGUGUGUCUCUUGACAUCUUUCGUUCAUUUUGCUUCUUCCCCUAUGUUUUCAAGAGCUCAAAUCUCUGCCAUUCCUAGUAAAAGCUACCUUUGAUCCCACUUCUCCUUCCACCUAUUGCUCUGUGUCUCUCUUUCCUUUACACAUUUUUCAAGCGUAUAAUUUAUAACUCUCUGUGACUUAUCCUCCCAGGUCUCUGCUUGAUCUUAUUUUUUGCUUGUUUCACUCUUUUGAAACUACUCUCACCAAAUUACCUUAUACAAAUAUCUAAGGGCUGUUUAUUGACCUGCCUGGUGCCUUCAACCCUCCUUAUACCAUUUUCUUCCAAUAGCUCUCCAUUUUACAGUUUCAAAGUUCUGUACACUCCUCAUUCCUCCACCUCUCUCACCACUCCAUUAUUAUUUUCAGAUCCUGGUCAAGUUUAUUUAAAAGUAAAUCCACUGAAUUCCAUGGGCGUUAUUUCCAAAGUAAGUGUUCCAUAAGACUGCAACUUUUGUCUCCUGGGUUAAACCCGUCAGAAUAUUUUUACUCUUGAAUAAGAAUAAGAAAUAAGAAUAUUUCUUAUUCUUGGAAAGCUUGCACUUGAGUGCAUAAUGUAUAAUUCUAGAUUCCUAAAAAUGUAUUAAAACCCAGCAUACAAAAUUAGUGUGAAGAUAAAAGAAUCAUUUUCAAUGAUCCCCUUAAUGGCUUGGAUCCAAAGAGCUUCUUAGGGCCAUGCAAGGGGUUUCUGCUACCUAGUGGAAUUCACUUUCUUAUAAUAUGACAAACUGCUUUUUAAACUUUCCUCAUUGCUAUGUGACAUGGGGAGACGGCUAUUCAGUCUAAAAUUGGUUUUAGUUUGAAUUCUGCAUAGAUAUAUUUUUAUGAGUUUGUCAUAUAGAAAUGAAAUAUUAGUAAUAAUAAUAAUAAUAAUAGUUACAAAUUUCCUCCUUUCUUCUAUAAUAAUAAUAAUAAUAAUAAUAAUUUAUUAUUUAUACCCCGCCCAUCUGGCUGGGCUUCCCCAGCCACUCUGGGCGGCUUCCAAAAGAAUAUUAAAAUACUGUGAUACAUCAAACAUUAAAAGCUUCCCUAAAAAGGGCUGCCUUCAGAUGUCUUCUAAAAGUCUGGUAGUUGUUGUUCUCUUUGACAUCUGGUGGGAGGGCGUUCCACAGGGAGGGCGCCACUACCAAGAAGGCCCUCUACCUGGUUCCCUGUAACUUGGCUUCUCGCAGCGAGGGAACCGCCAGAAGGCCCUCGGUGCUGGACCUCAGUGUCCGGGUAGAACGAUGGGGGUGGAGACGCUCCUUCAGGUAUACUGGACCGAGGCCGUUUAGGGCUUUAAAGGUCAGCACCAACACUUUGAAUUGUGCUCGGAAACGUACUGGGAGCCAAUGUAGGUCUUUCAAGACCGGUGUUAUAUGGUCUCGGCGGCUGCUCCCAGUCACCAGUCUGGCUGCUGCGUUCUGGAUUAGUUGUAGUUUCCGAGUCACCUUCAAAGGUAGCCCCACGUAGAGCACAUUGCAGUAGUCCAAGCGGGAGAUAACCAGAGCAUGCACCACUCUGGCGAGGCAGUCCGCAGGCAGAUAGGGUCUCAGCCUGCGUACCAGAUGGAGCUGGUACACAGCUGCCCUUCAUGUAUGUAUACAAGACACAUGCACACUGUCAUUCAUGCUCCUGACUUCUCUUGUCCCCUUUCUGCUGAUGGCGACAACAUGUACCUUUCUACUCAUGGAAACUCAUUUCCUGCUGGCCUCUGAUGGGAAUUGGGGGGCACCCUAAAACUAACGGCCCCAGCUGUUUGACUGCAUUGCAUCCCUUUGCCUUUUCUUUUUGUCACUGAACCCGUCUCACAAUAUGAAUAAUAUACAGGGGAAUCUCCACUUACGCAGGGCUCCGUCCCCAGCUGAGGUGCAUGUCACCGGGACUCAUGUGAGUGGGGAUUCCCCUGUUCUGUUCUGCCCCACCCUAUUCCACCACCACCCCCUUUUGCCACUGAAAACAGCACACAUGUCAGCAGGAGCGCACAUGCUGAUCGCACACAAGUGGGGAGACAUCUGUACUGGGGAACCAUUGAUCCUCUGGAUGUUGCUGAACUACAACUUCCAUAAUCCCUGGCCAUUGGCCAUGUUUGCUGGAGCUGAUGAGUGUUGUUCCCCACACCUCAAGGAACACUUGGGAGGCAGUUUUCAUGGUGGGCCAUACGCUGUGUGAGGAAUAGGAUAGAAUCUGGUACGUGUGCCACUGAAGGAUUGCCUUAACUGUUGGGCUUUGGAAAGAGUUGCACUUAUAGCCAUCUGAGCGUAUGAUUUCCAUUUUAGAAAGGAUUGUUAGUACUCUUUUCAGGGAGAUGGAGCAGCAGGAUAGCUGUGUUGCCUGAGGAUGGCUUGUACUGUGACGUACAUAUGUGCAAUUUACUUAUGGGCAGCGGACAAAGAAUAUUAUUAGAGACCUCCAUGUAAAAGGGUUUGGUUUUUUUUACAAUAAAUAGGUUACAGUGCUUGCAUAUAAGACAAAUGAAUGUGAUUCCAUGAGAAGGUUCUGUGUAUAUUUUGGUGGUAUAUUUUGGUAGGGUGACAAACUAUGUGUAGGCUCUUUUGUGUAUGUGUGCAUGUACAUCCAUAUGUGGUAUGUUUUUCUGAAACAUCCCAGUUUGAAAUGCUCCUUUUUUGGCACUACAGCCUCUUGGUUUUGGCAUCUUAAGAAUCUGGAGGAAUCAUUUAAAGAUCAGAAAACUCCAUUCACUGCAGCCCCUGAAGGCUUCACAUUUUGUGACACAGUCAUUCCAGUCGACUGAGCUCUGUCGCUUGCGGAUGAGCCCAUAUAAGGAAGCUGUUUCCUGCGUUCCAAGCUAUCCGUUUGUCCCUCUGCCCUUCUGCGCCCCCUUUGCUGAAGAAAGCUGGUAUUUGAAACUGCAGCUCUCGGCUCAUUCCUUCUCCCUGUUUAUUUUUGGAGAGUUACUAUUUCUGCUCCUCAUAGGGAGCUAUGUUGGGUCGUGCCCCCUUCUUCCAGCAGGCAACGGACCCCAAUGACAAGUAUUGUCUAUUUCCCACAGUCACAAACAUUACAUCACAAAACAAUUUCCCCCUCACCUGUAGAAGAUGCUGGGCCUUUCCACCAGAGUGAAGGUCGCAAUGGCUUUUGAAAGACCCUCAGGAUCUAUUCUGUUCUCUUGCUACUUUCUGGAGGGAUCUAGAAUGUUAUCUCCCCACCCCCUUUAGCAAUGAAAAAGCUGAAGUGACCUGAAGACUUUACACCUCUGCAAAUGUUGUUAGAGUUCCUGAUAGUCAGCUCAAACAUGUAUUAACAACAUGUGGUAAUCCUUUCAGGAGUGCACCACUGUAGACUACAGCUGGGGGAUCAGCUGUUAAGAAAAUAAGAGUCCUGCUGGAUCUGAUCAAUGGUCCAUGUUGUUCAGCAUCCUGAUUCUAAGAAUGGCUAGCCAGAUGGAAAGUACAGUCAUACCUCAUGUUAAGGACACUUAAGGUUACGUCUUUUCAGGUUGCGUCCUGCGGCGACCCGGAAGUACUGGAAAGGGUUACUUCCGGGUUUCGCUGCUUGCGCAUGCGCACAAGCGCUAAAUCGUGCUUCACGCAUGCACACAAGGUUGCACUCUUUUCAGGUUGCGAACGGGCCUCUGGAAUGGAUCCUGUUCGCAACCAGAGGUACCACUGUAAACCAGUAGGCCAUGAACCUAGCAGUCCAUCCCCUAGGAUAGCUCAGUUGGUAGGACAUGAACAGGGCUUUUUUAUAUAGAAAAAGAGGUGCCGGAACCAAAGUUUUUUUAGGGGAAGGACAUUGUAACGCUGCAGAGGUGCUGGAAUGCACAAAAGAGGUGCCAGAACUCAGUUCUGAUGUGUUCCGGCUGGAAAAAAGCCCCAAGUAUAAGACUCUUAAUCUCAGGGUUUGAGCCCCACAUUGGGCAAAAGAUUCAUUCAUUGCAGAAGGUUGGACUAGAUUACCCUCAUAGUCCCUUCCAGCUGUAUAAUUCUGAUUCUUUUAUCAUAUGUUUUGAAUAUUUAAUUACGACAAAUUCCACUUCCUUUUGCCAGGCUGAACUAUUGCCAGCUAAUUUUAUUAUGAGAUCCCAAAUUCUAGGAUUUGGAGGGGGGGGGGAAUCUAACCAUUGUCUCCACGCUAUUCAUAACUUUAUAAAACCCUGUCACAUGAUUUCCCCCAUAGUAGACUUUUCCACUAUGCUUUAAAACCUUUCCUAAUAGGAAAAACGAUUCAAUGACUUACCACUAUGGUUGCACUUUUUUAUACUUUUCCCAGUGUUAUGGCAUCCUUUUUGAGAUGUGGCAACUGGAAUUGGUUGGGCUGAAGCCAGGUCCAAACGUGUAGCAGAAUGAAGUGGGAAAGUGCUGAGGUGGUAGAAUGGAUUGUAUCUGUUUAGAUUGCACAAGGGCAAUCAUAAUUUAGAAUGCUCCCCUACAUUAUUAUUUUUUUUAAAAAAAACUUCAAAUAGAAAAUGAGAACAGUCUGGCUAGAACAUGUGCUAGUUUUCUUAUCGUGGGGGAAUGUGGAAGAACCUUCAAAACUGGAAUCCUCCAUCUCUGGUGGAGAGAGAGAGAGAGAGAGAGAGAGAGAGAGAGGUUUGCCUUAGGUCACCUGGUGAGAUUUACACCAGGGAUGGAUUGGUUUCUUAGUCACUGCCCUACAAGUAGAACAAUUUCUCAGUGAGGAAGAGACUAGGAUAUUAUGCAAGUCCUCAAGAGAGUUAACUGUAUAUACGGAUUUUCUGUGAUAUGCCAUAUCAGAAUUUGGAAUGAGAAAUUUGUUUUGUAAACAUUGGUGUAAAUGUGUCUGCUGUGGAUUUGGCUAGGGUUGUCUCAUUCUUCAAAGCCUAAUCCCAAGGGAAAUCCCACUUCCACAAAUUUAAGCCGUUAUGUUUGCCUUUAUUGUAUAAAUGUUUGCAUUAUUUGCUUAAAUUACUAUUAUUAUUUUGAGUUUGUUUGAGGUUGAUUUUGUUAUGAUUGUAAAGCCAUCCUGGAGGUUCUAUUUGUACGACAGAAGGGCAGGAUGCAAAUUAUUAUUAUAUAAUAAAAUAAUAACCUAGGUUUUCUUUCCUGUUUCUCCCUCAUAUUGCUUGCUGCCUACUGUAAGCAUUCACCAGCUAAACCAGAAAAAAUGCGGCAAAAAGUAUGGUAUGGCUCAGUUGGCGUCAGCGCUUCCAAGUGAGUGCAGUUUUGUUUAACUCAACAAUGAUUCAAAGUGUGCUGUUGUGGUCACUGGGACAGUUUCCUAGAAUAGCAGCUAUCUUCCUGGUUGUUGCUCCUUAGGUCUUUACACCCUGCUAGAUGCAUUUCCUUAGGCUGUUAAAUUCCAUUUCCUCUGACAUCAGUGACUGCAGAGGAGAUGCCCUUCAUACUUGCCCCAGCCCGUUUUCCUUCUGGUUAGUGCAACAAAGCUGGCAGAGAUGAAUUCAUGAGCAUCUUCAGCAGCUUUGGCAUACCAAAAGGAAUAAAAUAACAAAUUUUUGUUAAUUUUAUUAUUUAUUUUAUCACUCUUCCUUUUCAAAGACUGCCCAAACUUAAUGCUUAAGUUUGAGUAUGCUAAUGCUAAUUUUAUUUCUUACUAGAUGAAUAGUUGGUUAGUUUUCUGUUAAAAAACCCCCCUCCACAUACCAAGUUUUAAAGAAACUAUGAAGUGCAUGUAACUCAGGUUAUAUGCUCCCCCCCACGAUUAACACCAAUAUUUGUUUUGUUUUGUUUAAUCUUGUGCCCUGCUGUGCUAUAUUUAUUGUAAUGAUUUGUAUGUUUUAAACAAUAUAUAUAAUUGUUUUUUUAAUUGUGUUUUUUUCUACGUUUUUAGCUAUUCCUGUUUCUAUGUAUAGUAUGACUGCCUUGAGUCCCAUCAGGGUGAAAGGCAGGGUAUAAAUAAACAUAUAAUACUAAUAUCCUGAAAUUCAGAUUGAGAGCAAAAAAAAAGGUUACAUAGGUGUGUUAAUACAUUUUGCCUGUAGCCCCAUUCACUCAGAGAGUGCAAGAAAGGUGGGUGAGGAGGACUGAAACUAGUGAUUAGGGCAAAUUCUUGCACAGAACAAGAGGAGUAAUUCAAAGCAUGUAUGAACAGCAAAGCGAACAAGAAAUUGUGCUCUAGUUGCCCUCUAUGUAGUUCACCCACUCUUCUCAGAAUACAGUUAGCUGAAGUCCUAAUAUAUAUUCUUUCUGCGGCAAACACAAUCUCCAACCAGCAGAGGGCACUCCAAUUCUGUUCUGAAAGCUGAUGGACACAGAGGCGCUUCAUGACAUCAUUACCUUUUGAUAAACAGACUUACAGUAAAUGGCCCGUUAUGUUAGCUCAUGCAUUAUAUUUAUAAGACACAAGGGGAAAAGAGCAUGUGCUUGCUGAAGAGAUCAUCAGGCGCCUGACAAAGAGUACUCACGUUAAGAAAUUUCAGUGGAAUGAAGGGAGGACGGCAGUGAGAGACUCACCUCGACAUCUUUCUAAAAACACAGUAGUUUCUAGAGAUCUCCUGUAUGGAGUCUGUAGUAUCUCUUCCUUUCUCUGAUCUUGUUUAAAACAAACAAACAAAAAAACCCCCAACCGAUAUUAAGCAUAAAUUCCUGAUUACUUUUUGUUUCCAUACAUGAAACAUAUUAUGUUGUCUUUGUCUUAAAGUAAAAAUAUAUUGGUGGGAGCUAUCAAUACAACUGCUUACUUGCUGUAGUCUUAAUUAUGUCUCUCCUAGGAGAGAUAGUGGCUAGGUCUCUAUAUUGCUGUAUUAUAGCUGGGGAAUUGGGACCAGAGGAGUACAAGAGCAUCAUGAAGGGCAUUUCAUGAAGUCCCUACCUGCACCCGUCAGUCUUCUCAAAGCACCCUAAACAGCUGAGCCUAAAUAAAGGACAUAUUUUACUUCAUUGUGAACACUUAAAAUAAUAUGCAAACUACUGUUUCUAAGCUGAGCUAAUGUAGAGUAGUGCCUAAGAGCUGCAGUUGGAAAAUCUGCAGUAAGUUGAAAUAUUGCCUCUUAUCAUAAACUCACCUAGAUAAGCCACUUCCCAUCAACAAAAUUGGGAUACUAAUAUUUACCAACUUACAUAUGUGUAAUAAUGAUUACAAUAACAUAAUGUAUGCGAAGCACUUUGAAUAAAGUGCUAUUAUUGUUGUUAUUGCUGUUGCAAUUGAAUUUUUAUACAAAAUUACACUGAUGCAGAAUUCUAAAUGAUUUGUCCAGACAAGCAGUAUUGGAAAGAGUGAAAAGGAAUUUCACAGGGAUAUUAUAAGAUAUAUUUUCCAGCCCCAUCAGCACAGAAAGCACAGUGAACAAGAAAGGAGGAGGGUGGGAUUGACAACUAGCAUGAAUAAUUAGAUUGACAACCGCAAUCCUGUGCUUGUCUACUGACACAUGCAAGUAUAUAUAGGAUAGAAGCUUAAUUACCUCAUUUGGGGGCCUGAAACUCGCCUGUACUAAAUUGAGUACUAAAGAUGUUGUUGUUAUCCUGCUUUCUUUCCUCAAAAUAGGCUCCAAAUGGCUGACUGUAAUAUAAUCACAAUAUAAAUUGAUAAAAACAAUACAGUAAAUAAAACUCACCAUUAAAUGUGCAGAACUUGAAAAUUGUAGUGCAGUACCUAGCAACUAAAGGACACGGGUGGCGCUGUGGGUUAAACCACUGAGCCUAGGACUUGCCAAUCAGAAGGUCAGCAGUUCGAAUCCCCGCGACGGGGUGAGCUCCUGUUGCUCAGUCCCUGCUCCUGCCAACCUAGCAGUUCGAAAGCACGUCAAAGUGCAAGUAGAUCAGUAGGUACCGCUCCAGUGGGAAGGUAAAAUGGCUUUUCCGUGCUUCUCUGGUUCGCCAGAAACGGCUUUGUCAUGCUGACCAUGACCCGGAAGCUGUACGCCGGCUCCCUCGGCCAAUAAAGCGAGAUGAGCACCGCAACCCCAGAGUCGGGCACGACUGGACCUAAUGGUCAGGGGUCCCUUUACCUUUACCUAGCAACUAGAACAGAGCAAAACAAUUAAAGAGGAAUCAGCUAAAAGCACAGGAAAAUAACUCCUCUGUAAUGGGUGCCUGAAUGCAUAGAACAGGGGCAUCAAACCUUGGGGAGAAAUUUGAUGUGUUUUGAUUUACAUUCAAGAUCUAAGGUGGGGUGCGUGGCGGGGGUGAGGCUAGAAAGAAAUGUUUCUAUAAGGGAUGAAUGUUUUUCUUUCCUGAAUAAUGUAGGCAAGAUGUAGUUAAAAACAUAAGAGCCAGGUGGAUCAGGCCAACGGCUGAUUUAGUCCAACAUCUUCAUCUUACAGAUGCCUAUAGGAGCCCCACAAGCAAGACUGGAGCACAAGAACAGUUUCAUCUCCUGUGGUUUCCAAAAUUUGGUAUUCAGAAGCAUGCUGCCUGCAACUGUGGAGGCAGAACACAGCCUGCUUUGUGGCUAGUAGCCAUUGACAAACUUAUCCUCCGUUCAUAUGUCAAAGCCUCUCUUAAAGCCAUUCUGGAUUAGUGGCCAUCACUGCCUCCAUAGUUGAAUUAUGCGCUUCAUGAAAAAGCGUUUUAUUUUGUCUGUCCUGAAUCUUUCAGCAUUCAGCUUUUCUGGAUGUCCACGAGUUCUAGUGUUAUAAGAGAGGGAGAAUUUUUUCUUCUCUAGCUACUUUUUCCAUGCCAUGUAUAGUUCUUUGAAAUUAUUUCAUGUUACCUCUUGCUCACCUUUUCUCUAAAUGGAAAAAGUCCCAAAUGCUGCGACCUUUCCUCAUAGGGGAGCUGCCCCACACCCUUGCUCAUCUGGCUUGCUCUUUUCUGAACAUUUUCCAGCUGUACGAUAGCUUUUUGGGGGUGCAAUUUUCCAUAUGAAAACUUCCAGAUUGUACCUCAAGAACAUCUGUAAUUCAGAAGUGUUUUGAGAGUUCACUCUGCAGAUGGUUAGAGGGAGGUGAAGUUUCUUUGGAAAGCUCUGAAGUAAACGAGACAUCUAUCAGGGGCAGCUUUGGGUUCUGAGCUAGCAGUAAGUGGUUGAGGCUGACAAGGUUGAGGCUGGGAAGUCUACAAGCAUUUAAGCACCUGAGGCUUAGCACCUCAGAACUGGAAACCAAACUGGCGAUUGAAUCCUUAAUUUGAGGACUCUGGAGAUGUGAAAAUCUGCUAAUCACAGAUGGAAAUUAAUUUGAUUUUAAUAGGAUAUUUCCCAUUGAUGAUCUAAUUUUUAUAGUUUCCCAUCCCACGUCUUCAGAACAAGUUGGGCUCUGAAUUCAAAUUAUUAAUAAUGCCAUCAUAUUUUCUUUGUACAUAGUGAUUCUAAGAAUUGAUAAAAUCUCAAGAGUAACUCCUCUCAUGCUAGCAAAAGCUUUCUAUUGCCAAAGUCGGGGUUGCAAAAUGGAUGUUUAUUUUUGGCCACCCCAGUAAAUAUUCAAUAGAGGGGGUUAUGCAGAGAUAUCGCCAUAUACUUUAUUUACAGUAUUUUAAAAAUGUACUGCUUAAUAUAAUAAUGUGGUUGGCAUAAAAAUAAAAAACCAAUAUGGCAAAUUUCAAUACAUUUUCUUAAAAUUAGACAAAAAUGAGAUAAAAAUAAAAUGUAACUGUAUUAUCACAAAUCAAAUUGAACCAUUAAGACAUUAAAAAUUAAGAGAAUUAUGCUGUUCAUGGCUAGCAUCCUAUAGGAGCCACUUCCACUAUUACAAUGGCAUUCCCCCCCCCCCCCGGCUACUGGCACCUACAUACUUCCCGGUUCAUAGAGAGGUUUCUCCCUUCAACAUUUUAAAUGGGAGGGCACCAAUAAAUGUCCCCUAUGGGUGUUUGAACCAGCCCAUAGUCUAAGAAGGGGGCUUGCUGGUGGCACUGCCAUGGCUCCUGAAUCUUAAGUACCUUUAGAUGAAAGCCUUUCCCUAUACGCGUCCACCUGUUGAUGCCCUUGCUCAGGGACCGGGAGAGGCGGGGGGCACAGGAAGCAGAGUGAGCGAGCAGAACUUGGAAGGAAGGAAAGGAAGUCUGAUUAAGUUUUGUCUCGAAGUGUCUGUUUUUGGGUUUGUCCCUGCAUUGAUCUGCAAGGGAAUGAGGCAAGUAAUGGCCCCUUGGGGACCUUCAGGACUUUCUUCUCAAUGUCAGCCGUCAUUUUCAAUCACCCUCUCCCUCCCAGCCAUUAAUUUUGGCCCGGGAUCAUGGGGACUUGUCCAUCUAUCACACCUAAUUGACACUAAAUGAUCUGUCAGUUUAUUGAUGAACGGCAGGAGUGGAAUUGUCACAAUAUAUUUUACUUUCUAACAACUCCUCCUGACAAUUUUACCUUGUCCAUCUCACUCUCCUCACAUAAAUCUCCAUUGGCCUCUCGUUCCUUCUCUUGGGCUGUUCUGGUGCCAGCCGCCUCCAUGCCAUCAGCACGCAUCAAGGGCAUCAAGAUGGCGGGAGAGCUACAGCGUGUGGGUUUGGAUUUUUUUCCUUCUUUUUAUAGAGUGGAUGUUCCAGGAAUGCUAACUGGCUCCUGUCCUCUUCUCCUUCAGUGUCAUUGCCUCCUUCAGUCUCUCCUUGCCUUUUCACAGCCAAUUCUUAUGUUGAGACACAGCAACAAAGGCAAAGGCGAAGGGGGAAGCAGAAGACUUACCUUAAGGAUCUGCUACCUGUACAAAGGUGGCUGUAGGGUCAAUUUAGUGUUCUGUUCUCUGGGUUUAUUUGUUCUGUUAAUCCUAGGGGUGUGUGGGUAAUCACAAUUGGUUGUUGCUUUUCUACUUUUUAUCCAGAAAAGUUGGAAGAGCAGGAUUUUUACAAAAUGGUGGUAGGGUUUUGUUACUCUGCUUUUUUCUUAUAAGACCUGAUCAUUUUGAGACAUUGUUUUCUUAAGCAGAGUAAGUCAAACAGUAAAGCUAGAAAAGGUGCAGAAAAUGGCAACCAACAUACACCAUACACCAAGUGUAUGGAGUAUGACAGAAGGUUACUUUGGGGGCUUUUUAGCUUUGGAAAAAGGUGAAGAAGAGAGGACAUGAUCAAGGUGUAUAAAACAGUGCAUGGUUCAGAGAAGAUGAUCCAAUGAUGCUGAAUGGUGGAAGAUUCCGGGUGGACAGGGUAUUCCCAGCCUUUGGGGCCUGGAGACACAUUAACACCAAAAAAAGAGGCAUUUCAGAGAAGAAAAUCUCCAAACCCCCCAAAGAAAACACAGGCAAAAAACAACAACAGACAACCCACCACGCCAAAGUCAGAAAAGCUCUCAGUUAGAAAAAUAAAAUACAGUUGGUAAGGGCACAGGGCCUUCGCAGGUGACUAAGGACAUUAUGGUGCCCAAAGGCACCACAUUUGGGACCCCAGGAAUAGACAAAUGGAAAUGCUUUACACAAUAAACUGCAAUGCUGUUAAUUCUUUACAAGAUGCAGUGAUGAUAGCCAAAUUAUGUGGCUUUAAAAUAAGUUAAUGGAGAUAAGGCUAUCAAUGGCUGUUUGUUAUUUCCAGUAUAAGAGGCAGGAUACCUCUGAAUACCAGUUGCUGGAGAACAUGAGCGAGAGAGUGCUGAAGGGGGGGGGGGCUUUGGCAUAUAGGGCUUACUUGUGGGUUUCCCAGAACAUCUGGUUAGCCAUUGGGAGAACAAGAUGCUUGACUACAUAAGUCUUUGGUCUGAUCUAUCAGGGAUGUUACAUUCGUAGGUGAGUGGUAUAAUUUUUUAUGAGCUUUAACGCAGCAUCUGAUGUAUAGCUUAAUACUGAGAGAGUUGGGAUCUGAAUUGUAUCCAGUAAAAGUGCUAAUGUUGGAGGCUGCUAUGCCACUAAUUAUCAUUUUGUUUAUAAUGUGAAUAUUUUUUGUUUCAUCAUAAAUCUCCUUUGUGAAAAAGAAUAAAGUUGCAAACGUCAGAAGGUUGGCUGCCUUGUACUUCGUUGAAGUUUGCUGCUGUCACUGCCCUCUGACAAAGGACCCUGGAAGUGAUAUAUAUACUAGCAUAACCAUUCCUGGUAUCAGAGAUUUUGCUGGGUGGAAUAUGGCUGAAGUGCACGCCAUGCUGGUGCUAAUAAGGACGGAGCUGAAAUUUCCUCCAGAUUUUCACAAAUACCAUUGGCAAUUCUAGGCCGGGGAAAUUAUUUUACCUUGUAAAGAUUUCAUCUUGCUCUCACUUGCUCUCACUCUCAUUGAUAUCCUGUAAUCACAUCUAUUGGCUAUGUAGUAUAGUGACAUGAUCCUGCUUGCUAUAUAAUCUUGAUUGGCUAGGGUCACCAAUGUGGUUAAUCCAGGAAACAUGUUUCCCGCAUUCUGUUUUGUUAGUGAUGCAGUCACAUAAUCAAACCCACUUCCUCCUGCGCUCUGUGUGAUCCCAGGGUGGGGUUGAGAGAGCAGAAGCAGACAUAGAAAACAAUAGUCCUCAAUAUGAUGAUGAUGAUGAUUUUUUUUAAUGUAUAUGUUGCCUUUCAAGACAGAAGAUAUAAUAUAUACUAUAUUAAUAACACAAUAUAAAACCAAAACAUUACAGCAUUAGAGCAUUAAAACAACAAGUUAAAACAAUACAGCACCACAUAUGAAAAAGCAGUUUUGAAAUAAUAAAUGUUUUCAGAGUCUGUGUAAAAUCCAGUAAAGUAGGUUUUUUUUUUAAGUGAAUAUUCACACAUUUGAAGUAUCUUAUAGGGAAAAGACUAUUUUCCCCAAACUGCUGUUUUACUUCCAAAAUCAACACUGGAGAAAAUUCAUAGUAGCCCUACUAAAACAUACACGUUAUAGACAACUCCAUGUAAUUUAGGCAAGUUGCAGCUGGGUCUUCAGCACUGCACUAAAAUUGCUUUUCUCCCCUAACUGGAGUAGUCUGUGCAAAAAAGGAGAAUAAUUCAAUUUACAUUGAUCACAAAUUUAUAGUUUUUAGCAUAUAUAUCUUAGAGCUAAAAAUUAUAAUCCAGGUAAAAGCAGUAGUAGUUGCUGCUCUUAGUCAAUGGAAAUUCUGUCCUGAUUCUGAAGUUUGAGUCUCUGGCAGAUUUGGUCCACAAGACCAUAUCAUAAGGACUGAAAACUUGGCCUUGCAAAGUGCUGCAUUCCUGUUUACGCAAGAAGUAAAAUUCUGUCCUUUCUCCGUCCCUUGAGCCAGUGGCAAUCUGCGAAAGCUCCCCGUGUUUUCAGCAGCUUUGUUUGGAAGCGGAGAGAUUUUGAAUGCUACAAGCCUAACAAAUUGCUCUGUUUUCCCUUUGAUGAAUCCGCUCUUCAAGAAUAAAAUGUCUGUGAACAUCAGUACUUUCCUUUCCCUUCUGUUCUUCUAGCAAGAGGGCGUCUUCAAGGGGCUUUCGUUUUGCGGGUCAUUCAUAAAAGAGAAAUGGCAUAGACAGGCUAGGAAGUAUGUUCACUGCCAUGCUGAAACAUCCCCUUCAGCUGUGAUGACAGAGCUUCUGCAUCUGGACCUACAGCAUCUUUGAUAUUGCAGUCCUUGGCUCCCUGCAGAGCUCUGUCGAUCCCCAUCCCUCACAACUAGCACUACUGGGUCGCUCUGCCUGUGUAUGUCACUCUCCAGAAGUGAAAAAACUAGGCACUGUAGCUCCUGUGUGUCUACAUCGGCCUUCUGUUUUUGGAGUUUUCAAAGUAACAUGACUCUUUGAGUACAACACUACUUGUCGCAGGGUUCAGGACAGUCAACUGUGGUUUCCAGAAUUAUUGCUGAAAGUAAUUUUUUUGGAGAUCGAGAUCAUUUCUUGAAUGCAGAGGCAUAAUGGCUCAGCUGCUCAUGAAGUUGAACAGAAGACAGACAGAUAUAAUUAUUGAGGGGAGUCUUUUAACUGAACGGGCAGUUGAACACUGGGCGGGGAUGGUUGAAUGAAAGUCCAGAAAACAUGAGAUCUCUUUGUCCUUUUCUGCCUGGGGGGGGGGACGAACUGCAUGUUACACCAUAUGUAUAGCCACAGUCUUCUUUUUUCACAUGGGGGGAGCAAAGCUAUGAGGAAUUUAAAGCAGAGAAGUGCUGGCCAGGGAAUUAAAUGGAAAUGCUGUUGUAAGUUUAGUCAGAAGGGGGCAAACUUUGCAAAGAAAUAUGCACAAACUCCAAUACAGUUGCAGCCUUGGCAGUCUCUGUUCUACUAAGUUCGGCCCCAUCAAUACUUAUUGUACUCCUCUAUGGAUAAAUUGAGCAUUAAGGGUUAACCAAAGUGGACUGGGGGCUGUGACAGAGUCAGACAAUAGUAUGGCCUCCCAGUCUAAAGAAUACAGGUCUGGUAGGAAAGAGGAAGGCAGAAUUGACUGCUGUGGAAACACUCAACUCAUUCCAUUUUCCUAACGCACCUUUUGCUUUUACCAAACCUCAGAGCUAUUCAUGUGUUGCUCACCUGAGUUAUAAUCUCAUGGGUCAUUCACCUUGUUUUGCCUCUCUCUGAAGCAAAUAUUCUGCCUGAUUGUGUCUUGUUUUACCCAGACCUUGUUUUUUGACCACAUCCAGUCAAGGGUGACAGGAUGAACUUACUUCUGCAAAGAAAACAAGGUUCCAGCAUGAUAUUGUUUACCUUCUUUUUUUAGAGAGAACUGUUAGUGUCAGCAGGUAUUUUCUCAGAAGUGUAUAUUCUGAACAUAAUACUUGCAAGUAGUAAUGGCUGGUAAAGGAGUAGGUUUCAGGAAGAUGAAGGUGAUAUCCUUCAGUGUGUUCAUAUUUCUCUGCCUAAUCAUUCUGUUUCAUAUAUUGCCCUGUGAUGUAGCAUGGGAAAUUUCACUGCAUUAUAUUUUUCCGUGGAAAAAAAAUCCAUUUCAUAAAUUCAUUUGUAACAAAGAAUGGAUUGCAAGAUUAACUGUUUCAAAGUUUUUACCUUUUGUUUACCAAAUACAAGUAAAACAUUCUAAAAUUAGAUCACUCAUCAGGGGCAUCAGAAAAUUCCCCAAUGCAAACUGAAAAGUUUUUGGUGCAAACUACUUAUGCACUUACAAAUGUGUAAUUCGGAAUUUUCUGGAAAACCUGUCUCAUUGAUGGUCUCCAAUCACUCUUCGACUACACACUCCCAUAUCCAAUAUAUUAUCAGAGCAGCUUAUAUUAUUUCCUUGUUCUUUACCAGCUUCACCACUCAUAUGCAAUUUAUUCAUUUUAUGUUGCAUGCCUGUACAAUAGGCUGACCUCCUGGUGCUCAGCUGUAUGUACUGUACUGUACCACAGCAAGGAAGAAUAACUAGGGCCGGCGUUGAGCUACGGAUAUUACAAAACAUCAAGGGCAUUUGCCCACAUUUGUCCCACUUAUGUCCCCUGUUAAAACAGGUUAACGGUGUCUAAUUAACCACUGAACAUUGUCAUCGUGCAUGAAUAUAACAUCCUUGCUCUUCUUGGAACCUGGCUAUUUUAUCUCCAUUAAAUCUCCACAGUAUUCCAUUAAAUAGGAGAGAAACAUUUUAGCAGAGAUGAUGUCUACAUUAGUGCUGCCUUUCACCCUUCAGCACUUAACCUCUGAGACACUGGCACUUAUGGAGGAGAAUUGCCUCCUCGCCCAAAAUCUGGUGUGUAGCUUAGGGGGAAAGAGAAAAGGGGAAGCAUCAGUGGUGUAUAUGAAUGUGUUUAGAGAAGCUAUUCCUAUUUGAAAAGUAUAUCCUCUGACAGGCUUGACAGAACCAGGUGUUGUAUUCAUCCGUGUUGCUUCCCUCCCCCAUCCCAAAGCCUCAGGUUAGGUCAUCCCCGUUCCCGAUUGUUUACCUCGUGAGAUAGGUUAGGCUGAGAGAUCCUUUUCAAAAGCUGGGCUUUAUUUCUGAAAAGACCUUUGAACUGGGGUUCCCUGUGUUCAAACCUGACAUUCUACCAUCAGCAUUCUGCCGGCUGGUUCUCUCGUGUGUUCACACAGUGACUAACACGUGACACUGUAAACUGUUCGUUUUUAUUUUUCCUUUAUUUAUUGACAGGGUUUGUGUUCUGCCCUUCAUCAUAAACAAUCUCAGGCCAGAUUACAAAGUUCAGAACAUUAUAACAUUCUAAUACACGCUAAUUUAGACCUAUAGAUGGAAAUUUAGAAUUAAUCACUAUAAUUUAAACUGAAGUAAAAUAAUCUCACCGUACUAGAAAAGACUGUGGCCAGGUGGACACUGUGCCUGCUUACUCUUCUCUCUAGGUUCUAGUUGUUGAGGGACAACUUGAAGGCCCCUCAUGGUCUUCCUUCAUCUUUAAACUAGACUUGGACUAGAAAGCCCAUCAGAGGAUGCCUUUGAAUAGAUGACUGUCCUUUGACAGCCCUCCAAACCAAGAACUGUUUUCCGUAAAGCAGAACACAUGGCCACCCUAGUUAGAAGCUCUGCGGUGUAAGAAAAUGAGUCCUGUGCCAUACUAUCUCACAUUAACAAGAAAUAGUGGCAGUUGAGGCCACAUUUGAUAACAUUUGCCACUUAGAGACAGUGCCUGAUUCUAUAAAAGCUAAGGAGACAGAUAUUUCCAAGCCCUUUAAAGUACUGCCUCUUGAUUUUUUGGUGGCAGUCCUUCCUUGCGGGCAGAACAUGUAAAGGAAAGCCCUGUUUUGUUCUUGGUCAUGCUGUGCCCCCACUCUAGGAAAUGAGAAAAGAGUAUUUCCCAGUACACAGAGUUAAAAAACUUCAUCCUGUGAAAUAGUCAAAGCAAUCAGUAAGUGAUGGAGUAUCUGCUAAAAAGAAACCUGGCAUUUAAUUAACUUUUCAAAGUGCUGGUUCAGCAACCUCCAUGUUUUACAUUUUGAAUAUUGAACAAGCAUCCCUAAUCGGAUCUGAAUUAGUUCUGGGCUUGCUGGGGUGGAGAACGAGCGAAAGAGCAGCCUGCCAUCUCCCCCGCCCCCUUGUCGCCCUGCCUUCUCCUUCCAACUUCACAUUAUUACGAUGAUGAACUCUGGGUAAUUCAGCCAGAUUUUGCCUGAACUACAAGGCGUCUGGUCCAGCCUUUUCCAGGGCCAUGUAAGGCAGCUAGGUUAAAUAGCAAAUUCUUUGUUUAUGAACUAGGGACAGCCCGGAGAGCCUCCUCUCUCAAGUGUUUGUACCUGUCACUAGUCUGGCAUAAUCUUCCUAUAAGGAUUGCAGAUUCUAUGCUUUUAAAUUGCUGUUGCUUUGGGCUAGUGUUCAGGGGCAGUUUUACGGGCAACAGAGAACCCUGUUUUGCCGCAAUUUUGUUGUGACACUCCUUGUACAAUGGUUAAUUCCUUUUUGUUCAGCAGCCCAUCAUUUGAUUUGAGUUUUAACCCACUCACUCCACCUAUUUGUUUUCAAUAUCUAAAUUUUAGAAUACUGUAUCUCAGAACAUGCUCAGUGACUGCCUUCCAUUACUUAGCACUCCCCCCACCCAUACAAAGGACAUUGCUUUUUUAAAAAGAGCAGCUUUCAGAUGUUACAGGAGAACAGCAACGUCUAGAUGUGAAGCGUGACUUGUACAACCUCUCUACAUCCCUUUAGUGCAAAGUGCAACACAAACUUGUGUAUCUCCUCCAUGCAGUGAAAUGCAUGCAUUUUCCCUGCUGGGGAAAUGUGUAAGUUUGCAUUUGACACAAGUGUGAAAGAAGGCUGCAUGAGUCAUUUGUGCAUCUGCUGUUUCUUAAGAACUUAAGAAGAGUUCUGCUGAAUCACACUAAAGGCCCAUCUAGUCUAGCAUUGUGGCCAACCAAAUACCUAUGGGAAGCCCACAAGCAGGAUUUGAAUACAAGAGCACUCUCCCCGCCGGUGGUUUCUAGAAACUGGUAUUCACAACUAUGCUGCCUCUGACAGUGGAGAUAGAAGACAGUCAUCACGGCUAGUGGUAUCACCUUAUGUUCCAUGAGUUUGUUUAAUCCUCUUUUAAAGUCAUCCAAUUUGGUAGCCACCACUGCUGUUGCUGCUGCUUCAUCACAUGAAAGGCCUGGUUGGGCCUUAGAAGUGGAGGAAUUUCCACACUUUCCCCCUUGCUUUUUAAAACUUGCUGCACAGAGGGCACUACUUUAGUUGACAGGCUUCCAUUUAGGUUUUAUGAGCAUCCUGAGUUAUAUCUAGAUGCCCUCAUCAACUAAAAUACCAACUAUCCGACUUCUAGAAAACAUCUGAAGGCAGCCCUAUUUAGGGAAGGUAGAAAUAAUAAAUAAUUAGUAUUAUGAUGAUGAUGAUGAUGAUCAUCAUCAUCAUUAUCAUCUUUUACGAGGAUUACAUUGAAAUAAACUUUUCCUUAGGAGAGAUUUCAAAAGAGUUGCUGAAAGUCCCAUUUUUCUACUGCUGCUUCCUUGCAAAUAUCCCUAUACUCGUUUCAGCAAUGGCCUUUUCUUGUCUUUCAGGUCAAAAAAGAGACCCACAGAACAAGAAGUGGAAGAGUAAGUUUCUUGCUUCACCACCCACCACAUUUCUGCAUAAAUAUCAACAGAAUCAGCCAAAUGUGACAUCUUUGUAUUUUAUUUUCUGUCUGUGGCAGUAGACCUUCCUAGUUUUUUUGCUGAUGCAAACCUGAUCAACGUUUAGUUAGCUUUGCUCAGUGAAGAUUGGAACAUAUUCUUCUUUAAGUGCUCAGAAGGAAUAGCUUAGCAUGACUUAAGAAGACUUCCCGAAUCAUUAGAUUAUGAAGGCGUGAUUUGCAAAAACCCUCAAAAACCCGUCAUUCCCAGUGUUCUGAGUUUGGACAUCACAUUGUCUCUACUGCCACUAUCAUUUCAGUGAUGGUGUAUUUGGAACAGAUACCAAGAUUGCCUCCCUCAUUAUUCACAGGGGGCUGCAUCCAAUUCUGCCCCUCCACUUUCAGAAAACUCUUUUUUCCUCUAGUUAACACUUUUGCGAUGGAACUUAGCGGAGGGAAUUUUCACGAUUUCCCCCUUCUCUUCCAUUCCCUCAAAUCACCUUGCCCUAUUCUGUUUUUCUUCGGAGGAAGUUGUGCACAGCAGACAGUGGAGUGAAAUAGGACUUCAGGAGAUAUCGUUUUAUAGUUAUGCCUCUAAGAUUGUCUUCUGUCUCUGGUUUCUUCUAGCCAUCGCCUGAGACAGCAGAGUUUAGAGGCAGAGGAUGAAGAAGAAGGUAAGAGCCUGCAUUCCUAACUGAAUUUUUAAAAUAGGAUUUUAGGAGAUCAGCAGAAAAAUUAGGUUUGCACAAAUGAAGUGGAUUAAAGGGCCUUGUUACCCUUAGAAUCAUAGAAUCAUUGAAUUGGAAGGGACUCCGGGGGUCAUCUAGUCCAACCCCCUGCAAUGCAGGAAUCUUAACUCAAGCUUUCUCUUACUGUCAGAAAGCUUUUCCUGAUGUUGAGCCAGAAUCUCCUUUCUUGUAGCUUGAAUCCAUUGGUUCAUGUCCUACCCUCCGGAGCUGGAGAAAACAAGCCCGCUCCUUGUCCAAAAUAUAUAUGGACUUUUUGUGCUUAGAAAAAUUAUAGGCUCUUGAAAAGUGUGGAAUGAGCAGAUUAUUAAAAGGAAGGUGUAUAAACACCUUGCAACCAAACCAGAAUGAAUGCUCAAUAAAUAGCUUGUUUGGGGGAGCUCUGAGGGGCCUACAUUUGUGUUCCGGAAGCCUUUUCAGUUAAGAUUAAGAUGAAUAGAAUCUCCCCUAGCAGAGGUAUCAAGUGAAUUUAAGAUACAUGUGUAAGAUAAAGGGUAUUUCUUCUACUAUAAGGCGCAAGAGGCAUAGCAAGCGACUUUCUGCACUACCAGGGCCAUAGUGCUUUUUGUGUAUGUGCAGGCAUGUUCCAUUUGUGGAACUGUUUGGGAGGGGAAGAGAUCAUUCAGCACCCUCCUCCUUCCCAAUGCACUUGCAGAGGCAGCGUACAGCAAAACACAAAACGCAAAACAUUUUACUGCAGCGUAGAAAACAAAAGGACAUAAGAAGAGCCUGCUGGAUCAGGCCAGGGGCCCUUUUGGUCCAGCAUCCUGUUCUCACUUUGGUCAACCAGAUGCCUAUGGGAAGCUGCAAAAUAGGAUCUGAGAGCAACAGCAUGCUCCCCUCCUGGUCAGUCAUCACUGAUUCAGGACAAGAUGAGCAUAUAAGUGAAAUUAAUACUUUUUCGCCCAGACCAAAUGCUUCAGAAUCACUGAACUAGCAUCAGAUUCACCUUUGGUUGAUGAAGGCUUUUGGUUGCCACCUAAAAAGUGAGUGAAUAAAGCGUAUUUGUUCCAGAGUAAAUACCCGCCUAAAAGUACCCAGAAUGUUGAAGACAGGAAGCAGCUACAGGAAGUGUGCCUUUGCUGCAGAACUGGAGAAAAUGUGAGAGACCAGUAGCAUCAGAGCCUAGGGGCAGGAAAUGGGGAAUUAAUUGAAGGGUUUAGCUUUGGCAUUAAAUAAGGCAGAAAUUGUCUCUAGAACCUGGAUAUUCCCCAUUUAUCUGUACCGCUUAGUGUUCCUAUGCCUGUUGAACACCCUUGUUUGCCUCCUCAAGGCAAGCCUUUCACACACCUCAAGAACAAUACUGAGAAGUCUUACAAAAAUACCUCUGGAAAUAAAGAGUCUGGCCCAUUUGGCAUCCUGCCUGCCUGCAAAGGAUGGGCAGGUGCAGCCCUGCAAUGUUCCUGCUGCUGUUUUUCUUCUAAUAGCAACUGUGGUUUUCCACAGCUUCCUGACUGGGCUUCUGCUAUGCCUGGUUUGCUGUGGGCUUCUAGCAUCUAGGAACAGUUUUAUCAGCCAAGAGAAACAAGUGGAGAAAUGCUCAAGGUGCUUGUGUAGGGAAACAUUUACAAGGGCAGCAGGAAACCUGGCAGGCAAGGACAUGUUUUCUGCCAGGAGGUGCUACGUUUAACUUGAAAUGACUAAAUCUCAGGCCACGUGAGAAGUGACCUGCAGGGUUAAUCUCCACAAAAACAAGAAUAAAAUUACCCAAUCUUGCCUACAAAGAGAAGGGAAUUUUACAUACGGGAUGAGGAACUGAUCAAUAUGUGGUCAUUCUCAAACAAAACAAUGGGGUGGCAUUUGUUACUUGAGAGGUGCAAGAACCAGCUCACACAACCAGUGAAAUGAAACUGCUAAUACAUGCAGUGGAGCCAGUGGUCCACACAGGCAGGUAUACUUCAUGGGUGGCAUAAUUCUUUCCUGUCUUCUUCACUAAGAAUGUAACUCUUUGGUUGGGGUCUGGAUAUUUUCUGUGUUCAGAGAGCAUAGCAUACUUUCUAGUGGCACAUAAAUAUUUUCCAGCACUUAUUUUUAGUAAUAAAAUACUGGGCCAAGAAUACCAAGAUUCAGAGCUUGGAACAAUAUAAGAUUCUUCAUACAAAUUAAACUGACUUACAUGCCAUAUUCUUAACCUGUUAUUUCCACUUCUGCAGAAUUUACUAAUGUAUUUUCUAAUGUGCUUCCAUAGUCAUGGAAACUAGAAACUAACUUUCUUAAAAAUCAAAGAUUCUCAGAAAUACAAAUUCUGUCCCAGAUACUGGGAUUCACUAGGGAAGUCUGCGCACAUGAAAAAAUGAAGGCAAACAGUCUUCAUAGAAGCAUCAAAUUGUAGAGUUGGAAGGGACCACAAGGGUCUUCUAGUCCAACCCCCUGCAAUGCAGGAAUCUUUUGCCCUAUGUGGGGCUUGAACCCACGACCCUGAGAUUAAGAGUCUCAUGCUCUACCGACUGAUCUUGUCAAUACUUUGCUUCUUUGUGUGCUCAGGCGUGUGUGUAAGUAUGAACGUACCUAAGCAAUGUGUGCUAAGUCAGUAGGCAGCAUACCUCUGCUACUUUCCCCUUGUUUCUAUCCAAGUCCUCUUGCUCUGAGACUCAAAGAGAAGGUCUGUGGCUUACUGCACCAUGGGAAGUCUGCUUUAAUAGGAUUUAAUAUAGUGACAACCUUAGGAAUAAUAAACUCUUGCAAGCAACAAAAAUUGUUUAAUUCCUAAAGGACAGGCCUGGUUGAACCACUUUUGGCCAGGGGCAAUUGGGGGCUUAAUACUGUGUAUGUAGCAAUCUGGGUGAAUUGAGAGAGAGGCAUUUAAGGGUAAUUGCUCAAUUUUCUAUCCGUGUCAACAGGGAAAAUAGGCAGAAGUGGCUGAGCUCAGCACAGUAAUAGAGCUGGAUGAGAUGGAAGAUGCCAGGCUGUUAGGUGAAUUGGAAAAGUGCUAUCUUUUGAGUGUUUCCUUCCCAGAGCUAGGUGCUUCUUCUAUGCUCAGGCUGCUCUGUAGACCUACAUAAGGGGGAAAAACAAGGAUUUUGAAAGGGGUGGUCCCUGACCCUUCUCUGAGGGUUGAACCCAGUAUUUUGCUUUUGUUUCCCUUCUUGUUUUUGUAACUGCAGGUCAGUUCCUGUGUGGGUAGUUCUGGACAUCACUAGAGGUUGUUCUUCCUUUUUUCCAGACUCUUCCCUCUGAUUCCCUGUAAUAUCCAACUUCAUCCUUUUCACAUGUGUCCCACUCUCUUAUAUGCUUUUUGAGAAAUAGAGCCAAGAGAAUGCCUUUUUAAAAAAGAAAAGUAGAAAGAAAGAAAAGGGAUUCUGUUGUUUGGGGUUCACUUGACCCCAGGAAUGUAAUUAUGGGCAGGCAGGCCUGGUACCUCAUGUGAGUGGUGUUUUGCCCCAAUGCAGCCAUUUUGUUCUUUUGCAGAAGUCAACGGUGGCCACUCACUUCUCCAGAAGCAAUUAAAGCACUGUGCUUGGGAACAGGGUUGGGAUAGAAGCAAAACUCCCCCCAUGGCAUCAAUCUGUGUGUCAGGUAUUGGGAGGGGGGAAAGGCAGAUUUAAUGCCCCUGAUGAGUCUAUAAAUUUCUUUGCAACAUUUAAUUUCUUAUAUGUAUUUACACAUGGGGCCUGUGACAAAAUGUUGCGCUAUAGAGUGUUUUCAGUGUUCCACUCAGUUGGCCAUGCCCCAGUGGCACAACAGGCGAGUGCGUUUGGCUGUUACCAGAAGGCUGGUGGUUCAAGUCCACCCCAGGAUUCCUGCAUUGCAGGGGGUUGGGUCAGGGUCCCUUCCAACUCUACAAUUCUACAAUUCUAAGAUACUCAACCCAUUCCCCCUCCCACUUGGUUUUCCUCUUUCCUCCCCAAGUCUUUCAGGAUGCUCAGUCCUCAUUGGGAUGAUUUUGGAUACACACACUCUCACACACAAGCCCCCCACUGUAAAUAUUUUGCUGUACUUCUGAAAACUGGAUUUCCACCCAGGUUUGCUGAUACCAUGCACCAUCUUAUGCAUUGAUAGUGUCAUUUUGCCUAUAUAAAGACCAGCUCUUCAAGAAUUAAGCUUGUGGUUAGGAUAUAUUAUUACAUUUCCUUCAAUCAUAGAACUCUAUGAGGCAUUUUUAGGGUUCAAAGGCAGACUACCAUCCAGGUACUAUUACACAGACCCAGGUCUGCUUAGCUUUAGCAGAGCUGCAACCUUAGCUGCCUUCAUGCCCUGUUGUGCCUCCUCUUUGGAACAAACUGGCAAUGACGACUGGUGUUGAGGUGGAUGGAAAAGGUUGACCCCUUUCUCUGGCAUACCAGUGCCUUGGGGCAGAUUUUUUCUGUGCCUUAACUAACUACCUGAUUGCAGUCCCUAUUCUGUCUCCUGUAACUGCAGCCUGCCCUGCUGACAAGUGCUUUACUAAUAAGUAGCAGGUUUUGGAUUUGGGUCUGGUUUACAGCAGAGCUCAGAACAGGCCACUACAAGCUGAAUCAGUCCUUAAAAAAUACACAGUGAAGUAUUAUAGCUCCUUUCACUAAUCUUAAAAAUUGAGAUUUCAAGGCGGAUAGGAGCCUUUGAGUCGUAAACUACAAGAGUUCUUUGCAAAUAACAGAGUCCAAGCUUUGGAGGGGAGCAGGGCACUAUGGCUAAGCAAUGAGACUUUUGGUAGAGUUAAGAUUCUGAGGUAUAGAGCUGGGGGGCAUUGGAAAGAACUGUAGGAAAAACAUUGAGGAUUGGUGAAAUUAAGAUGGGAAGUGAGCAAGGAACAAAAUGGACGGACUAAGGAACAAUCAGGUCAGGUGACAAUUAUUUUUGCACCUUUGAAUUUGGCCAGCCACAAAUUUCUACUAAGGCAUGUGCAUGACUUUGGAUUGCCACCAAAGCUUUGGCCCACACUGUUCUAAACAUGGCAUUCUGUUUAGCGAGGGCUGUAGUUCGGACAGCAGGAUGGGCUUGUAAUAGCAUUAAAGAGUAGUUAGAGAUCAAAGAACGUCACCGGAGAGGCAAGCAGUGAGGAUAUUUACAAAAAGAGCUGCUACCUUGCUUGACCUAAGGUUGAUCAAAGGGAAUAGAUAGUGGCUGUCACCCACUUUGAGAAGACUUGUCUUGAAAAACAAGAUACCAAUUUAUUAAAUACAUACAUGCAAUGAAGACAUAGUGUGUAGGCACCAGACAUUAGUGUGGUGCUGCUCUUUCAGAGUCCCUUUCUUUACAGAGGGGCUUAGUGUUUCUCUGGAAAGGCCAAAGUCGUACAAUGCACACUGUUGGAGUAAUGGUGACGGGCAAUGAUAAGCAUGCCUGCUUCAGAACGGGCUUUUGGCAUGCAGUGCUUUCCUGGCACAAUUCUGCGAAACCCUAAAUAUACAGUCCUAUUGGCAGCUGUGAUUGUUGAGUCCAUAAGUGUAGUUGACGGACUAGGUUUACCUAAAAGACCCUUUAAGAAAAAGCUCUUGAAAUAUGAUUACAGAAUUGAGACACCAUCAUUUGAAAGUGCCUGAGGCAUGCUUCUUUGAAAAUUGCAGCUGUAGAGGGACAGCAAGAGAACCGCAUAGCCCUUGAUUGUAGCGUUGUUCCCUCAGGACCUGCUCCCCCCCCCCCAGUUUCUCAUCUGAUAGGAGUGAGAAAGAAAGCAGCAGUUAGGCUCUUCGUCUGUCUUAUGAAAAUCCGAUUCCAAGUGGCUGUGAUCAAACCCAGUUGGCUGUCAGCUGUGGUGGCCUCAUGUGCAGGGAGGGAGGGGCUUCUGAGGAGUUUCUGGAUGUGGAAAUGUCAUGAGUGCUACCGAUCAAAGCUGCAUUUUUUAAUAAAUAUAUAUAAGAUUUUUUAAAUAAAAAAAAACCCUAAGGAAUUUAGCAUAAAAGAAAUGUAGUUUGUCUUGUUUUUGCAGUGGAGCAUGAAAGGGAUUAAAUAGAAUCAGACAUACCUGCUCCCUAACAUAAUUCAAUGAGAGGCUUAUAAGAAACUUCUUUCUUGCUUCAUAUUAAGGCAAAAAUCACCAAACUGGCAUUACAGAAGGAAGUUUUCUAUUUCUUCCAUACCCUGUGCACUCUACUCAAUGUGCAAAAGACUAAACUGUAGGAUAAAACUGUAUAAUAAUGAUCGCCUCUUGAGUUUUGUCUUUUGAAAAUGAACGUGGGCAAGAAUUACAAUGUCACAUAUAUGCGUAUUUUGAAAGGAUGGAUCAAGCCAAGUAGUUGCGCUGAGCAUGAAAUGACAAACAGAUGAACAAGGAGAAGCGUUAAGAACAGCAUUCCUAGGUCAGAUAAAUGGUGCAUCUUGCCAAUUCCCCUAUCACCAAAAGCAGUUAGUGCCACAUUCUAGUGAGGAAGUCUAUAACACAACAUUGACAUGAACUAGUAUUGGGCAACCUAACAUGUCUGAACAAGUUGGACCUGCAACAAAAUGUUGCAGAGUGGAGUUCAGUACAAAUAGUUAAAUACAAAUAGAACGCAGAUACUGAAGGCAACAGGCACGAUCCAGUUGUAAACCAAUGGGAAUAAGAUCAAUGAACUUAAUGAGUAAGGCCUUUUGAUUGCUUACGAUCAAAAUGGUCAAGACACCUGCAGCUCCAUUUGUUCAUUUCCACCAUUGCUAUUCUCGCAGUCAGGAGUAUAGCCACAUUUCUUUUUCGUCUCUCUUCGAGUCAAUUCACAGGACCAAAUUACAGUAGCAACUUAAAAAGUGCAGUUUUGAGUCAAUCCAUGUUGAUUUUGACACGAGUCACUUGAAGUAAAUCUAUAAUGCACAAUGAGAAACCUGCUUAAAGGGGCUGAAUGACAGCAGUGAACCUAAGUUGAGUUGCAGGCAGGGUGUGGGAUGUAGCAGAUGAAUGAGCACUGAGUUCUGGACUCUUGGUGUUUCCACACUUACAACAUGGUGAUUUCAUCUCUUAAGGGUUUUUUCUGCAUGGAGCUUUUGCGUUCCUAUGACGAUUUCUCCCACCCUUUUCUGGUUUGGCAACACAGAUGUUUUGGGGCUGAAUUACAAUAUGAGUUCAGAUACUCAAGAAGGUGCACUGUAAUACAUCAUAGUUUAUUUCUUGCCCCUUAUUUUGCGUGUCUUGUGGUAAUGCAUGUUUUAAAAUCCCAAUGCCUUGUCUGUUUAGUUGGAAUUAUUUUUUCCAAGACUUUGCUCUUAAUUAAAAAUCAAUUUAAUCACUUAGUUUCUCAGUCAUUCUUUCAGCUCUGUGAGUGCUUUCUGCUAACGCACAAUCUGUUUCAGAGAUUUGAACAAUUUGUACUCUCUGUAAAAUUUCCACAGGGGCACCCCCCCAAUUGCUUACCUUUCCCCCAAUUGCUUACCUUUUUCCACUGAGGCAAUAAACAACUGGUGCCUUACCUCAUUCAUUGCCUUUCAUUUUCAAAAAUGGAAUUCGAAGAAGCUUCUGAUUCAGUUAUUCAUAUCCAGUGCAUCAGAGAUGUUUUCCUCAGUUUUUUUUUUUUUUUUUGUAACCAAAAACAUUUGGGACACAGCACAAAUGCUAAAGAUACCUACUUAUAUUAGAGUCUAACAAAAUAAAAGAUUGGGACUUUUGAAAAUUAUUUUUCAGAAUUUGUUCUAUGACAGUGAAUUCCAGGCAUAUUUUGUACAUUAGCAUACUAAAGUCCAGGAUUUUGCUGCUAUAUUGGCUUGUAUGAGUAUACAGCUUGAUUUAGUUGCAGGAAAAUAUAAUAUGUAAUAUGUUUGUUGUUUCACAUAAUUAAAAUUAAACAAAAAUGCAUUUAUUUUUAAAGCAUGCCUUUUAGUCUUUUAAUGGCAUUUUAUUUCAUUUUUUGCAUUGAUGGCAUUUGUUGACAUUUUUUGGUGUUGUUUUAAUUAAUGGGGAUAUACCUUUAUUUUGAAUUUUGGUUUAUAGGCACUUCAGUAGCAGCUUCAUUAUUCAUUUUUUUUCAAACUAGUAUCCUAUCUUUUGUAAGGUAAAUGAUACUGUAUUUGAGAGUUUAGACACAUUUUUGGCUUCAGAAAUACUGCAUUUAGUUGUAUUAGUACAGCAUCCUGUUCUCUGGUGCUCCAGCUGUUGUUACUGUUUGGACCAAUUUGUGUAUAUCACUUGGUGAUAGAUGAGAAAUUGCUUUUUGUUACCUACAGCUCAGAACUAGCUUCUCCGGAAAGUAAUAAUUUAUGGCAUCUACGGAUGUAAUCUUUGCAUCACGCCCUCAGGCAACAUUUAUACAAUUAAUAUGAGGACAACUGAAAUCUGUUCCUUGUAUUUUCUUUUUUAGCAGUUACAUUCCACAGUUGUUAUCAGUACGAUGUGCAAAUGGCCAAUCACAAAUUUUCACAUAUUUGUUUAUUAAGGCAGAGUUGCUGGAGAAAAAAAAUAACUGGUUCCGGAAUCUGAGCCUUUAACAUACACAGCUAGUUAUCUAUUUGGCACAGAAGCAUGAGCAGAGUGAUCCUGUAUACACUACUUCAAGUUGGGACAAGAGAUACAUGGCAGCUACACCAGUGGAAUGACCAUACAGCCAAAUUCAUCCCCAGGACUAAGAGAGGUGGAAAACAGCAGGGGGGAAACUAAAACAACAGAAAAACAGCAUGGAUUCCCACAACAUCCCUGCCAGUGUCCACCAGUCAUGUGCAAACACAUACCAGUCAGUAUGUAAAAGUCUCUGAAAAGAUCCAGAACCUUUGACCUGCUGAACUGUGGGACGUGGUACAACCAUCCAAAGCCCACUGUGAUAUGUUUGUGAGGCAUUUUAAGAAUACAGUGGUACCUCAGGUUAAGUACUUAAUUCGUUCCGGAGGUCCGUACUUAACCUGAAACUGUUCUUAACCUGAAGCACCACUUUAGUUAACGGGGCCUCCCGCUGCCGCCGGAGCACGAUUUCUCUUCUCAUCCUGAAGCAAAGUUCAUAACCUGAAGCACUAUUUCUGGGUUAGCGGAGUCUGUAACUUGAAGCAUAUGUAACCCGCUAUCUAGUGAACUAUUAGGAAUGCAAUCUUGUCGUUGGAUGAGUCUCAGUUGAUUGAUUUUAUGUCAUUAGUAUCCCACCUUUUCUCCAAGGAGCUGAAGGUAGCAUCCAUGGGUCUUCCCCUCUCCAUUUAAUCCCCACAACAACCCUGUUAGGCUGAGAGGCCAUGACUGGCCCAAGGUUACCAAGUGGCCUCAGGAAGGUGAUCAAUGUCUCUUUAAGAGUUGGGGGUGAUCUUCAGGUACCUGCAAGGGACAUUAGCAAACCUGCUCCUGACGAAGCCUUCCCUAGGACCUAGAAGGUACCCGUCAUUUUAGCCCAGUGGCGUAUGUCCCUUCCUGGCCAAGGUGUGGCCAACUAGAUUCAGACUCUCUUAAAUUAAACUGAUUUUUUUGGAUACAUUUCAGUCAGGAUUCAGGCCAGGUUUAGCACAGAUACUGCGUCAGAAGAGAGACAGAAGAAUGUGGCGCUACUGAAUCUCAGCGGCUUUUAAUGCCAUUGAACAUAGUGGCUUUCUGGAGCGAAUGGCUGAGUGGGGAGCAUCUAGCCUUCAGGCUGCUGAACAGGGCUCCCUUCUUAUGAUCUUAUAUUAAUGUUCAGUAUGAAUGAAUCUAAAUGGCUAGAUGUUGACUGCCCUAUGGACGGGAGGCGCACAAAUGUUGCCCCCAUGUUUGAGAAAGGGAAAAAAGAAGACCCAGGUAACUACCAAGUGGUGAGAUGACCCUUGAGGUCCUUUCCAACUCUACAAAUCUAUUUAAAAGGAUAGCCAAGAAGUCAUUCAAAGAGAGUUCACCCACAUUUUCUCUCUCUCUCUGGAAUAUUCUCAACACAGAGGCAAUAGUGCAACAAUUAUUUUACUAUAGUGUAUAGUGGAAGGGAAGUCAACCUUGCUGCAGGGGGGGGGGUGUUUGCUACUUCCUUGUCUCUCCCACCCCAAAUCAGAACAGGCAACCAAAUAUCAAGGUUUAGAUGAUUUAAGAGACAAUAAAAUGCAGCUUGCUUUUGUUUUCUCCUAAAAUUAUGGCCUUUAUAAAGUGGUGUUCUUUGGCACUACAUAGCAUAGGGCAAGGGCUAUGAUGGUGAUGAGAUCAUCCUAAAGCUUCUUAGAUAAUUUCUGGCUGUAGUCAGCAUGUUGGCACAGUUGCAGCUGUUCGUAAAUGCUUUCAGGAAGUUGGACAGCCCCCUUUUUGGUUUUUCCUUGCUAUCUCCAUAUUUUUUAGGGCUAUGACUUUCCCUUUAAUGACAAGGUUUGAAACCCACUUCUCUGUGAAUGGCAUCACCAAUGGCUAGUGUGACCUGAUGCUGGAAGAGUAAAUUGUAACCCUCCACCAUCUAUGCCCUGGCCAGUGGUCCAGAGAGGCUAUACAUGCCUCAUUGGUUUGCUUAUUACCCUCAAAGAAGAGAGAACUCAAUCUUGUUUGUGUGUUCCACAGAAGCUGCCUCCAUUCCUUGUUCCUUGCAUUUUUUUGAAGACCCUAGCCUGUUGCUUUCCACUUCUCUAUUUUUAUUCCUCCUUUUUCUAUUUAGAGGGAAAAAUUAUCGAAUUGAGAUGCACUAAUUAAAGCCAUUUUCUGGUAUUUGGUUACUGGCGUGUUUGAUGUCUCUCUGACAAGACCAUGAAAUGCAUGGGGUGUCCACAGGGACAGAAUUUGCUGAACACGGUGCUUUGUAAAUGCGGGGACACAGUGUCGCAGCAGCUCAUGAAUAUGAAACGCCCAUGAUGCUACCUCAGUGGACUCGAGAACACAGAUGAAUCCUGUCAUGUGCUAAAUGAGACCAAUUUCUUUCACUUAACUUCAUCUUCAAUCAGAUACCUUCUUCCAUUUGCCUGUUUAAAAUUCCCUAAACGUGAUGCAGAAGGUAACAGCAUUCAGUAAAACAAAGUUUUGCAGCAGCAGAGAAAUUAGAAUUGUGUCUGGCUGAAGUUUUCUUCUGUUCAAAUAUAAAACUUAGCUCACUUCCUUUGCUUUUAGAGCCUCUCAUAGUGCUGUGCACAAAACAGGGAGGACCCAGAGAGCUGGCCUUCAAAAUCUCACUUUUCUACAUGCUCUGCUCUUAUAUAGUUUUGUAUGUACACAGCUCUAGAGGUGUGCAUUCUUGCAUUCUUUGGAUACAGCAACUAACUAGGAUUAUACUUGGAGGAGUUCCCAUGCAGAAUUGCUUAUUGAAAAUGGCAGGUCAAUAAAUGGGAACAUAGCGUGGCACAGCACAGCAGAGAGCAUUAUUUUAGGGCUUUGGAUAAUUCCUGAGAACAAACUAGGUCAGUGUUUUUCAGUUGUAGGAUUCCCAGGGAAACUCAAUCCACCAAUUUCUUUUUACUCUUUCUGCAGCAUUGUUCCCUGCUUCUCAUGUGGCUCCUUUCUAGAGUCUAGCAUCACUAUUUGAGAAUGUGGGAACCAGGCUGAGGGAUUUCAACUAAAGAAAUUCCCAUGUUGAAAUUUCCCACCCAUAGAGACUCAUUUCCCUAGCUGAGAUGCACUCCAUCAGGCAUCUCUUCUUCUGCCUUCAGAAACUUGUGAAUUUUCAUAUGACAACAAUUGGGAACAUUGGGGAUACAGUUACUGGUCAACAGGCCAAGAGUUGCCUGAGGCAGACUGCUUGGCAGGGCCAGUGGUUUCAGGGAGUACCUGCGUGAGUUACUAUAAAGAUUUUGGAAGCAAAUGCUUCUAAAUGAAAUGAAACUAAAUGGGGGGGGCAGAUUUCUUGUAUUUGAUCAGCAUCUCUGGUGAUAUGCAUCUUGUACUGUUCUCUGUAUGCUCUUAUCUGAACUAUGUAGAUUAAUCUGUAGGGAACUAAUUUAUGAAGGUACUUCGCCCUUGAGAAAUGUUUAUUAGAUUUAUCAUUUUAUUCUAACAGGAAUAGGUUCUAUACGUUUUCACUAAAAUCCCUAGCAAAGAAUAAGGCUGAUUUUUAAAUGCUGUACUUGUGAAAGCCUCUAAAUGUAACUUUUGAGCUGCCGAACAGCUCUUUAUUGCUAAAGCUUUACCAGCCCUAUAUCUGAUAACACAGGGGUAGAGAACUUGAUCUGACUGGUGGGCCACUAUUGGCAGGUGGGCAGGGCUGUCCAGCUGUCAAUCACCUGACAUCUUCCUUAAGUUUCAAAGAAUUUGAAGUGUACUCUAAGUUCACUCCCGAUUCUUGCAGGCACUACUUGAAUUCAAACCAUAGCUGCAAAUAUUAUUGUCAAAUGAAGGGACUGACUUCAUUUGGGAGCUUCUAAGUGGAACCAGUCCCAGUGGGGACUGCAUUUGGGGGCAAAUUUAAGAGGUGUCCAGUGCAAAAACUGCUUGCAGUGGAACAAUCAGGUGGGGAUCCUAAGGCUCCCAACUGUUCCUUUGCAGCCAAAGCUUUACCUACCCGACCCCUGCUAUCAUAUGGCAGCAGGUAUGGGGUGAGUUGGUGUGGCUCUGGAAAAUGGCCUGGCAGACCUAAUCUGAUUUGUGGGCAAGAGGUUCCCCAAGUAAUAAUGCAGGAUAAUAAUGCCCUUUUUCCUGCACAUUUAGAUCUUUUUAAAAAAUAUCAUACAGGGUUCUAUUUAUGUGUGAUUUUUUUUCCAAUGAACAAGAUGAAUAAGUUAAAAGACAUAAGCUUUACCUGAAAGAAAUACACUGGACUUAGAAGCCUUCUCUGAAAGAAAGAACCCUUACUUAGUUUAAUGUUCUUUGCGCCUCAUCAUUCUUGGUAUUUCCUCUUGAUUUCAUGAUUCUGAUCCUCUGGUUUCUUAAUUGCAAUAAGCAUUUCCAGCCUGGCAAAAUGUGAGUUAACAGCACAUAGUGAAAUCAGUUUGGCCUUGGCUGGCUGCCAAUUUCAAGUAAGUAUGAUAUUCAGUGUAUGCUGCAGAACUUGCCAUACUAAAUGGGUUGCAUGAAGGGUUCCCAAGUAAUACCUUUAAUCUAUGUUUUCUGAAUAGCUGCUGAGCUUCUUGCGCUCAGAAAGUGGUACUUAAAAGGCAGGUUUCUCUGUGCAAGAACCAGCUCCUAAAGGGGAAUUGACUGAGUAUGCAAAACCUUUGACAGGCCACCAGAUCCUUACAGAUUCAGGUCUUAGAUUUGUUUUCAGCUUAUCUUUCACCACUUUUUAUUUCUCUGUCGUUCUUUUGUGGCCUGCUCAGCCAGAGCCUCUGCUGAGAAAUAAGCUUAUGCAAAUCUUCCAUGAGCAUUGACCGGCCUUCCUAUGCUACGGCACUGAGGAGGAGGCCACAGAGUAUCUCUGUGCUGUUUGGCACAAAGAUGGCACCUCCAGUGCUCUGGUUCCUCUUUAUCCAAGUUGCUGUGAGCUGAAAGCUGCUCCGUUGAAGGCAACAGGUCCUUGAGUGGUUGGGGAGCUGGAAAGCACAACUCUGCAGAGAUUGUCCAAGCUGUCACCGUCUCUUGCUUUAGCUUGGCUCUGGCUUCAGUCUCGGUUUCAUUCAGCCCCUUCACCAGGCAGCCAAUUAGAAAGAAAUCCCACUGUGUGGGUUGCUCCAAACAGCCCUCUUGUCAAGAGUCCGGGCUAACCCUUGCCCUGCUGCAGAUGGACCAGCACUUCCUCCGCCAGGGUCAGGGAAGCCUGCAGGGAUGCUGAGCGGAUAGGAAGAUGGGACCUGUGCACUUCGGAACUGGGAGAGGGCUGUAAGGGGAAACACAUAUUUUUUUAAAGACCCCGUCCUGGACCCCAGACUCCACAGGCAGGGCGCCUUUCCAGCUCUUGAAUAUUCAUUUCAGCCUGGGCUGCAGACUGGACAGAGCUGGAAACAGUCAAAUGCUUAGUUAGAAAAGCACAGUUGUGGAUAAAAUUGGAAGCAGCCUGUUCGCUGCCAAGGCGCCAUCUCCCUUUCAUUUCAGGCAGUGGAGUAAAGGAUCACAGUAGAGCUUGGCCAGCCAGUUUCCUGAGGAUUGUAUGACUCUGGAACCACUUUCAGAAUCAGAACAAGUCAGGGAUGGCCAGCUUCUUAAAACCAGAGGAGGUGCAUACUUUAGAGCUCAGCUGCUCAAGGGCUAGUUCACUGGAAAUGCAGUGUUUAUGGGGUAUUUCAUCAUACCAGGGUGGCCAAAAUGUCUGGCAUUGAAAAAGAAAAAUGAAAUCCACAAUUCAAAUUCAAAAUUAGAAUGCAGUGAAACCAAGUCUAGUGUGAACUAUCCAGAGCUGCAGAUAGUCAAUACAUUCUGGUCGGCUGGAUGCUGCUUGCAGGCAGCUGGCUGGCCAGCUUGGGGAAGGGCCACUGGCUCAGCAGUAGAGUACAUGCUUUGCGUGCAGAAAGUCACAGGUUCAAUCCCUGGCAUCUCCAGAUAGGACUGGCAAAGAUCUCUUCUGAAAUCCUUGAGAGUAAUUGCCAGUCAAUGUAGAUAGAACUGAGCUGGGUGGACACAGGCAGGUACUUGCAUAGAACUAUAAAUAUUUGCCUGGGGGGAAAUAUAGCUAAUUUCACUCUCGCUGUCCUGAGAGACAGCCUUAUUCACAAAACAUUGAGCCAUGUAUGUAGGCAAAGCCUGAGGAAGCUUCUUGUCACUUGGAGCACAGCAGUUUGAAUUGUCGCAUAAAUAGAAUAGAGAUAAAGUAGCCCACCUAGGAGAUGGAAAACUCUGAUUCUAAACCUAAACCAGGGAUUUUUUGGGAGAAAAAAAGGCUAAGGAGUAAACCCUACACAAAUCCGAAGUGGAAUCUGUAAGGCAGUUGGAUGGCGCCUUGUAUGCCCCCUUCUGGCAACUCCUGCAGCCAAGCUGGUGACAAAUAUAUUGCUGUGUUUUCCUUUGGACCACACCAGCAAGACUGAGUGGGGAGGGUCUAGGCAGCCCAGGACCUCCAUAUACAUUACCCAGGCUUGCGCCCCAGGGAGGUUACUUCAGUGCUGCUAAUUCAGCAGUUUGACUUCACCCCCAGAGGUGCACUCCCUUGUCCCUUGAGACAGAUGGAUGCCAGCAACAAGACAGAGAUAAUCCCGAUCAUCUUCUAUUUGCUGUCUGAGCUCAUAUGUUUUGCCACAUGACUGCAAGAACAUUACUCUGGGUAGUCUUUGGCAGUUUGUCAUAACAGUCAGGCUAUCCCUCAAUCUUCACAGAGAGCCUUUUGCUUUUCAUUCUUUCUUGGGAUCUGUAUACUCUUCCCACUGGAGCACAAAUCCAUCCAUUUAAUUUUAAAGAGGGUGCAGCAGCCACAUAGGCAUUGACCCUGCAGUGUGGGUCUCUGGUGUUUUCAGAGAUACAUUGUACGAACAUACCAAGCUGCUUUACACUGGUGUCCAUUGGUUCAUCUACAAGGAUUGUCCACUCUUGUCAACUGCUCUCUGGGAUCUUAGGCAGAGGUCUUCUCCGCCAUCUGCUACAUGAUCCUUUUAACUGGAGGCGCCAGGAAGUGAUCCUGGACAUUUUGUGUGCAAAGCAUGAGCUGUAACACUGAGCUAUGACCCCUCCACGUUACUUUCACACUGAGAAAACUAGGGAAAGUUUUGGUAGUUCUGCAGCCUUAUGUCUCCUCCAUCCCUUGCAGAUAUCCCAGUGAUCCCUGACUUGGAGGAGGUACAAGAGGAAGACUUUGCCAUGCAGGUUGCAGCCCCACCCAGGUAACAGCAAGAUCACAGCUGCCAUGCAAUUCCUUGUGCUGAACUGGUAGUCAUAAGUGGACCCCACUCAUUUGGAUUUUGUUGUGAUUUGCUUGAGCAGUUACAUGGUGUUGCUAUGAAUAACAGGUGGUUAUGAUAAACUCUGUUGUUUUCAUAUGGAGAGAGAGAACAGCUGCUAUGGACUCUGAAUAUGUGUGUCAACCCCAAAAAUACAAACUUUUUAUUAAGACCAGGUCUGUAUUUAUGGCAGCUACUUUAUUUAUUCAUAAUAUUUCUUAACUGCCCUUCAUCCUAAGAUCUCAAGGCAGGUUACAACUAAGGAAUAUACAAUAAUAAAGCAAGUAAACCCAUUCCAAGUGGAACAUAUGGAUUCUGGUGAGGGAUGUGGAGUGCUCUAAUUUGGUUCCUUGCUCUGUCCCCAAUUGCAGCGUUCAGGUGAACAGAGUGCUAACCUACCGUGACCUGGACAAUGACCUCAUGAAGUAUGCUGCUUUCCAAACUUUGGUGAGUGCAGGCAGUUAGAAAUCUAUAUUCCCAGAAACCCCAGGUUUUUCACAGUGAGAUUGUUGUGGCAGUGCAGCAUGUGAAUAAGGUGAGCAUUCUACUGACAGUGCCAUUCUGGAACACAAGAUGUUAAGUACCUGUUUGGCAGAUCUGCAUGGUAUAUGCUCUGCAGUGUCUGCUAAGGCAUCUUUGGGUGUUCCUCUUCACUUCCCACUUUAGUGAUAUUUACUUAAAAUCCAGCGUCCAUCCCUUUGUUAUAAUUCCUUUGGUGGAGCUCCUUUCCCUCCAGAAGGAAUAAGCACACUCCGUUUUAUACUUUGAGCCAAGGCUCAGCAUGCUGAUGCGUUUGAACAGCUUUGCUCCAUUAGUGGCAAUGUAAGUUAUCCAGAAGCAGGACAGAUGUGUGCAACAUGUGUGUUUCCGUUACUGUUCUUGGAUCUGAAUUACGUUUUUAUGCGCUCCCACAGGAUGGAGAGGUUGACCUGAAGUUGCUCAGUAAGGUUCUAGCUCCAGAACAGGAUGUACGAGAGGUGAGUUUGCUCUGGGCCAAGAGGAGAACUAGACCAUUAUUUCUGCUCAGCAGGAACAGGAACAUAGGAAGCUGCCUUAAACCAAGUCAGACCAUUGGUCCAUCUAGCUCAGUGUUGUCUGCUCUGACUUGCAGCUGCUCUGCAGGGUUUCAGUCUUUUCCAGCCCUACCUGGAAAUGCCAAGGAUUGAUUCUGGGUCCUUCUCCAUGCAGAACAUGUACUUCUUCUUUUUCUGUUUGCUGCAGUCCUCUCCUGUUGACAGUUUUCUACCCAUACAGUCGUACCUUGAUUGUCAAAUGCCCUGGUACUCGUACGUUUCGGCUCCCAAAUGAUCAAAACCUGGAAGUGAAUGUUCUGGUUUUCGACCUUUUAUUUGGAAGCCAAACGUCCGAUGCGGCUUCCACUAUUGUUUCUGGCACGCCUUUGCAAUUGGAAGCCGUGCUUUGGUUUCUGAACAUUUCGGAAGUUGAACGGACUUCCGGAACGCAUUCUGUUCAAAAACCAAGGUACGAUUGUAUAUACUUCCUGUUCUUAACAAUGCAAGCUUCCUGUUCUUGGGAUUGUGGACUAUUCUUUAAAAAUAAAUUUAUACUGGUUAUCUAUCAACAUAUCUAUCCACCCUAAAGGCCCGAUUACAACAUUGUGCCAAACGAACAAUGCAGCAAGUGUUUGUGUAUAUAGGAGGAUGAGACAAUCUUUUAGGUAUUCUGGUUCCAAGCUAUGUAGGACUUUGCACACCAGUACCAGCAGCUAGGACUUGGUCCUGUAACCAGUUGGUGGCCAGUGCAAUUCUUUCAGCAGCAGUAUAAUGUGAUGGCAAGAUCCUGCCACAGUGAGCUAUCAAGCCACUGAAUUUUUGUAUUAACUGCAGCUUCCAGGACAGUCUCAAAGGCAGCCCUCCAUAGAGCACAUUACAGUAAUCCAAUCAAAAUUAACAGUGCAUGAACAACAGCUGUCAGGCUAUCCCAAUCCAGAAAUGGCUAUAACUAAAGUUGGUAAAAGGCACUCCUGGCCACUGAGGUCAGCUGGCCCUCUAGCCCCUUGCCCUAACUCUCCUAAUGAUCACUCCCCGUGGCUUCAUGUAGAUGUUAAAUAGCAUUGGGGACAGGAUAGUACCCUGCAGCCCCCAAAAAAACAAUUGCCAAGGGUCUUGUAAAAUAAUUGCCCAGCACUAUUCUCUGAAACCAGCCUUGGAGGUAGGAACUGAAGCACUGUGUAGCAGUGACCCCAGUGCUCAUCUCAUGGAGACAGUUCAGGAAGAUACAAUGGCCAUUGGUAUGAAAAGCUGCUAAGAGAUCAAGAACAACAGGCUCUUCCUCCCCCUGUCCUUCUCUCGAUAAAGGUCAUCCAUCAGGGCGACCAAAGUCAAUUCAGUCAUAUAACCUGUCCAAACCCCUGUUUGGAAUAAGUCCUAGAGGACUUGCAAUUACUGUGAUCAUAUAUACAGUAUAAUUGGCAGUGAUAUAUAAAAUGGUGGCACUGCGAGUGGUAUGGAUUAAAACACACACUAUCUUCAGGCUUCAGGCUUUCUAGCAGAGUUUGGGUUACUGCUAUGAAGUAGCUUUUAGACAAGACAUGGCAUUCUUUCCGCCAUUUGGACUGUGUUGCAAUGCUUUGGGACAUUUUUCCACUUAGUGUUUCUUUUCUUUUUUUGGCAGGAUGAUAUCAGCUGGGACUGGAAUCAUCUCUACACAGAGGUGGCCUCGGAGCUUCUGAGCGAGUGGGACUUGGGGCAGGCCGAAAAGGAGGAGACUCUCGCUCCAGUUAAGAACGCUUGAGCCUUAGCUGUUGAGCUUUGGCAGUCAGGAGUGCCUCCUUUGCUAACCAGGCACAGCUGCCAACCAUACCGGCACAACUACAGAUUACUAAUGCAUUAUAUUUUGAACUCAUGCUUUGUAUCUGAGGAAUCAUUUUAGUCCACUUAAUAAACUUGUUUAAUAGAGCUCAGCAGGAGUUUUGUUCAUGGUGUGUUUGCGAGGGCUCCAACCUUGUCAGUUAAUCAGUUUAAUUGGUUAAAAAGAGUAUUUCUAUUACAGUAUUAGUACAAUCUGAUCAAGAUGAUGAAUAAAAAUGCUUAUAAAAACAAGAUCUUGUCAAAGCUUACCACUUUGCAACAAACAUAGAACUCUUAAGAACUACCAUUUCUCCUAUGAAUCAGAUUAGUUAAUUUGUCCAUUUCUGCCUUCUCUAGAUAUUUCACCAGUGA